This is a messenger RNA of Thrips palmi, 4625 nucleotides long. RefSeq names its product flocculation protein FLO11-like. NCBI's taxonomy places the organism in Eukaryota, Metazoa, Arthropoda, Insecta, Thysanoptera, Thripidae. The record is from RefSeq and is a predicted model, not a curated record. The transcript has 3 exons. Gene Ontology annotation, cellular component: nucleus. The coding region runs from base 151 to 4113 and encodes 1320 amino acids. Gene Ontology annotation, molecular function: DNA-binding transcription factor activity, RNA polymerase II-specific; RNA polymerase II transcription regulatory region sequence-specific DNA binding. Gene Ontology annotation, biological process: regulation of transcription by RNA polymerase II.
CCCUGCAGGACCUCGAGUCCCCACCGGCGUGGAGUCCGUGGCAAGUCACAGGCACCCUCGCGGGGCAGGGCGGUGUCGGAGGCGCCACCCGCCAAGAGGCCCAGGGGGCAGCCGGCACCGUCGUCAUACAGGCCACGGCGCAGAUCACCGAUGCCGCCAUGGAACGAUAUACCCAUGGUGGGAUGCAUCAGAAGGGCACCGGUGAAGAGGAGGCCGUCACCACCGCCUUCACCAAGCUCGUGUAAGAGACCGCCGUCGCCGCCGAGGCCGUCGGAAAGGCACCGAUCACAAUCCAGGUCACCGAAAAGGCCUCGACCAUCGCCGCCAGCCUCGCCGCUCCCAUCCAGGUCGCCGUCUCCGCCCCCAGCCAGGUUGACGAAGAGGCCGCCGUCGCCGCCCCCAGCCAGGUCGACCAAGAGGCCGCCGUCGCCGCCCCCAGCCACGCCGACGAAGAGGCCGCCAUCGCCGCCCCCAGCCAGGUCGACGAGGAGGCAGUCGUCGCCGCCCCCAGCCAGGCUGACGAAGAGACCGCUGUCGCCUCGCCCAGCCACGCCGACGAAGAGGCCGCCGUCGCCGCCCCCAGUCAGGUCGACGAAGAGGCCGCCGUCACCGCCCCCAGCCAGGUCGACGAGGAGGCCGCCGUCACCGCCCCCAGCCAGGUCGACGAGGAGGCAGUCGGCACCGCCCCCAGCCAGGCCUUCCCUCAGACCGUCGGUCGGCAGUUCCACGGGAGUCCAAAAGGAUGCGAUGCCGGACUCCGACUUCAGCAAGACACUGCCGGUCUGGCUGCGCGGCUCGGCCAAGGCCGUGCUCGAGGCGAGCCGGAGUUGCCGCCGGUGCAGAGGGGGUGGCUUCCGACCCAGAUGGAUCCAGACGGCGCCGGCGGGGGUAAGCUUCACUGUGUGCGGCUGCAGUGCCGACCUCGACCCCUUGGUGUUGGUCGGCGUGGUGGGCAUGGCCGUGUGGACUCUGUCCAGGGCGCCCCCCGUCCAGGUGCUGUCCUUCGGCGGCAAGGACGAGUCGGGCAAGCGGCUUGUGGUCGACGCCGAGGACGCCUUCGUCAAGGAGCAGGUGCGCAAGCACUUCCAUGUGGUGCCGGGGCCGCGCCGGGUGGACGAGGCCGCGAGGGAGGAGGCCUUGCGUGUUGUGCUGGGCCGCAUUGCCGGUGUGGUGCGGCUGCGCGCCGCCCGCGAGACAGGCUGGUGCCCGUCGUGUCUGGAACACGGCGUUGCCCGCCGCCUGACCUCUAACCAUACCGUCGGAGACUGCAAACACCGAGCGUGCUGGUGCUGGUGCUGCCAGAGUGGCUCUCCCUUCCGCGGCCUGCUCGACAAGUACGCCGUCCACCAGAUUCUGUCGGUCCGCCUGGGAGAAGCCAGGAUGAAGCCCGUCAAGACUGAAGAACUUUCACGCAGUUCGCCUCUGGAUUCUUUGGAUUCGUCAGGAAGUUCCGCGGCUUCAUCAAUCUCCUCAGCAAGUUCUUCGUCGACUUCCUCGCCAAGUUCUCCUUCAAGUUCUUCGUCAAGGCCCUCUUCAAGUUCUCCGGCAAGUUCUCCCUCAAGUUCUCCGUCAAGGUCCCCGGCAAGGUCCCCGGCAAGUUCUCCCUCAAGUUCUCCCUCAAGUUCUCCGUCAAGGUCCCCGGCAAGUUCUCCUUCAAGUUCCCCGGCAAGUUCUCCUUCAAGUUCCCCGUCAAGUUCUCCGUCAAGGUCCCCGGCACCUUCUUCGUCAAGGUCUCCGUCAAGGUCCCCGACACCUUCUUCGUCAAGGUCUCCGUCAAGGUCCCCGGCACCUUCUUCGUCAAGGUCUCCGUCAAGGUCCCCGGCACCUUCUUCGUCAAGGUCUCCGUCAAGGUCUCCCUCUAGUUCUCCAUCAAGGUCCCCGGCACCUUCUUCGUCAAGGUCUCCGUCAAGGUCCCCGGCACCUUCUUCGUCAAGGUCUCCCUCUAGUUCUCCGUCAAGGUCCCCGGCACCUUCUCCCUCAAGGUCUCCGUCAAGGUCCUCGGCAAGUCCUUCGUCGACCCCAUCUCCGGACUCAACCUCCGCUGUGCGUGCUGAAGCUUCCUCGCCUGUGUCUUCUGAGGUGGUUUCUCCUGUGCCGUCGCCUGGGCCUUCUGGAGAGGCCUCGCCUGUGCCCUCUGGAGAGACCUCCCCUGUGCCUGCUGAGUCGCCCUCUCCUACUCCUUCUGAUGUGCCUCCAGCAACGCCCACUCGUGCGCCUCCUGGAACUUCUGGAGCGCCCUCUAGUCCCGUGCCUUCUAAACCACCAUCUCCCGCGUUGUUUCAAACGUUUGAGCCACUCUCUCCUGUGUUGUUUGAACCGUUGGAAGAACCACGCUCUCCUGUGUUAUUUGAAACGUACGAACCACCAUCACCUGUGUUGUUCGAAACGUACGAACCACGCUCCCCUGAGUUGUUUGAAGACCCAUCCUGUCCUGUGUCGUUUGGAACGCCCCCUCCUGUGCUAACUCUCCGGGCGAAGUCGUUGAGUCUGAAAAAACUCAAGGUAGCCGUCGACGAAGCGCUCAAUGCUGCACCGGCUAAGGCGUACUCCAGCUUUCGGUCUGAGCUUCCUAGUCCCAAGCAGUCGCUGCAAGUCAUGGCGGUGCACGUCCGGCCCAGCGGCCCUGCCAGCCCCAUGCCUGCGACGGCCGCCAAGCCCCUGCGCCCCGUCACAGUGGUCGCCGAGGCCUCCUCCACCACGGCCAGCACCGCGCACAGCACCGCGCCCAGCACCGCGCCCACGGACGACUGCAGCCCGCCAGUGCAAAGCCCGGACGCCGUCGCCGAGGACAGCCCGCUGGCCGAUGAGGAGCCCUCAGACGCCGACCAUUCGUGUCUCUGGUGCGGCCAGACGUUCAGCGACGAGGCGGAGGCCGAGGCGCACUCCGUCACGCACGCCGAGCCGGAGUCCGAGCCCGAGUGCGCGUCCAAGACGGAGUCGGAGCUGGAGGCCGACGCCGUUCCGGACUCCAAGGCGCUGCAGCUGCGAGAGGCGGUGCUGCCCGCCGGAGUGGAUCCGGACAACGCGGACGACGCGCCGGUGGUGGCGCCGGAGGCCAUGUUGACGCCGGACAGGUGCGCGCCGCUCGUCGGGGACUUCGCCGUCGCUCCUCCUCCUCCUGUCAAUCCUAGUCUCAGCUGUUGUGUGUCUGCGCAGCUUGCGCAGCGCGCGCCGCAGGAGCACGGAGAGUUUAGCCCGGUACUGCGAGGAAUCCCCUGGAGGGCGCCGGAGCCGCCUUCGUCGACGCUGGCCUGCAACGAGUGCGCGCUGAGCUUCAAGACGCGCGUGCAGCAGGCGCGGCACCGCCUGGUGGCCCACUGCAAGCCGCGGUCGCAGCAGUGCCCCGAGUGCCCCGCUACCUUCGGCUCGCGCGUCCGCCAGCGCCUGCACGUGGCCGCGACGCACCGCGCGCUGCGCCUGCCCUGCCAGGCGUGCCCCGCGCGCUUCCCCUCCGAGCUGCUCCUCAGCGCGCACCUCCUGGUGGAGCACGCCGCGCGCGGCGCGGUGCUGCCGUGCCCCGCCUGCUCGUCGCCCACCACCUCGGCCGGCCAGCUCACGGCGCACAUCCGCGCCUUCCACCCGCGCCAGCAGCCACUGCACUGCAGCGUGUGUCCGCGGGACUUCGACAACGUCUCCUCGCUGCUGCUGCACCACUACGGCCACCUGGCCGCCAUGCGCCGCCAGCACUGCGCCGCGUGCGUGGCCUGGUUCCCCGCCAUGGAGCUGCUGCAGGCCCACGAGCGGUGCGCGCACGGCGACCCGCUCCGCUUCGACUGCCCCGAGUGCGAGCACCACGAUCACGCCGCCGAGGCCCUCAGCCAGCACCUUGCCAACGCCCACCCCGGCGCCACGCCGUACGCCUGCCGGUGCGGACUGCGCUUCAACGCGCUGGUGGCCUUCCGCGAGCACGCCGUGCAGAGCCUGCACUUGGCGGCGCUGCUCGCGGACGUCGAGGACUCGCCCACCUUCGUGUGCAGGGUGUGCAAGUUCGAGUCCAAGGAGCGGCUCGCCCUCAUGGAGCACGAGGAGGCCCACAUGCAACUGCUGCCCCUCCACAGGGUGGCCCAGGUCCUCACCCUCAUGCAGGAUGCCAAAGUUUAUUCAGACUCGUAGAGACAAUGUUGCCAAUUUUGAGUCGUUAGGAUAAGCAGAAUUGUUGCAAUGUUAUUGGUUUGUUGCAGGAUUAUUAUUUUCAGUAUCUUUAAAGCAAAUGGUGACAUCCCUGUGAUAAAAGAAGUAAUUAUUUUUAUGCCUUGUUUUUGAGAAACUGUGGGUUAUGAAAUGAUGAUUUCCUUUUUGAGAUGAAAGAUUGUUUCCCAGAUCUCCUGAGAGCCGUAUGUGCUCUAUUGUUUUAUUUCAUUUGUUGAAGAUUAUAUUGUGGAAUAACUGUAAAAUUGACUAAUUUUUACCUACAAGUUUUUCUUUGUAGAAUGAUUUUCCUCAUAAGUUUGUGUAACUAGAUCUAGUUUUUCUACUGAUUGGGGCAGUGAAAAUCUUAUUACUUUUGUUUUUUUGUUUUUAAUAGUCUAAGCCAUGAAAACUAUUACAAAUGACUGAUUUGCAUUUUUGUUGUGUACAACAACCAAGCGAUGAAAAGAUUAAAUGACUGAUACACUUGCAUUUUU